Molecule: messenger RNA, 1300 nt
Organism: Cuscuta campestris
Lineage: Eukaryota; Viridiplantae; Streptophyta; Magnoliopsida; Solanales; Convolvulaceae
Source: the annotation of a GenBank genome assembly
GUUAUGGCCUUGGGAAAGAAAGAAGCAGAAGUACCAGUAGUGCUCCCUAAUUAAAAAGAAAGAAAAGAAUAAAUAAAAAGGAAUGUCAUCUUGGUUCUCGCUUCCCACCCCUUUUAAAUCCCCAGACGACGACGAUGAGAACCCAUCCGCACCGGAUCCGAGCCUGCCCGCCCUCUUCCGCGGCGUCGCUUCCUUCCUUGCACCGCCUCCGGCGGGCUCUCCCUCCGCCGAUGGCGGCGACGACCUUUCCGCGUCAGAGAGCUCGCAAGCAAUUGCCGGAAUCAGGAGUGAUUUGGCCGAGAUUGGAGACAGCUUCAAAUCGAGCCUCUCCUUGUUGUCCUCCAGCAAGGCUGUUUCUGAGAUAUCGAAGCUUGCCUCCAAUUUCUUGAAUUUCAAGGACGAUGAAGUGAAAGAGGAGCUCGAGGAGGAGGAGGAGGAAGAAGAAGAUGAGGAGGAUAUGAUUGGAAUUACCGAUGAAGUGGUUGACUUUGUGAGAACUAUUUCCGAGCGACCCCAGCUAUGGACUGAUUUCCCUAUCAGCUUACCUGAUGACUUUCAUAUCUCUGAUAACCAAAAAGAGCAUGUUGAAACUAUUGAGCAAUUGGUGCCAAGUCUUGGAGCCUUAAAGCAAAAUCUCUCCAACCAUUUAAAAGAUGAGCAGUUUUGGAUGAUUUAUUUUAUACUAUUGCUUCCUCGGUUGGACGACAAUGAUUUGGAGAUCCUUUCAAGUCCUGAGAUUGUCAGAGUCAGGGAGAUGCUUCUACAGGAGCUUCAAAGUAAGAAAAAUACACAGUCUGCGCCUGCAAAUGAACCUGAGACCCUGCAAAGGCCUAUAGAUGGUGAAAAGCAACCGCGAAAUACAGACACUGCAGCCGAGCCUGGGAGCUCUAAGAACCAAACCAAAGAUGCAGAGGAUGUUUCGUUUAGUGAUCUGGAGGAUGAUGAUGAUACUGAUUCUCACAACAAGAAAGUUUCAUCAUCCAGUGAUUCCCCUGAAUGGAUUCAAUUAAAGGAAAAUUCCAACGUUCGAGCGACUCAACAAAUCACCAGUCAGUCCACUUCCCGUGGGAAAGAUUCCGAAGGUGAAGAAUCCGGAGACUGGCUCACUGUGGAUGAUACUGAUUUCGACAGUUUGGAGGCCAUGUAAGAAAGACACACACACUAAACUCGCGCACACGCAAGCACACACUAAACUAUCCUGAAAUAGCGAAUGGGAUCUUCUGUCCCACUCCCUGUACCAAUUACAAACCAUCCGUGAUUGAUUGAUAUAUUGAUUAAUUAGUAAAUUUGAGAUCUUUAU